AAAAAACUUCAACUCAUGUUGCGUUGCGAUCAAAUGUUCCAACUCAUAAGUCGUACAGUUCGCUGUACUAGUGAUAAGUACCAACUCUUAUAUGAAAUAAAAGUUCAAUUCAGAAAUAUUUUCAACAGUCAACUUAAUUUCGUUCUCGGUUGGAUCUGCUUACGCAUGGACUUCUCCGGUCAUCCCAAAACUAAAAAGAAACGAAAGCCCCCUGCCAGAACCGACGUCAACGCUUGAAGACUCAUGGAUCACGUCACUGAUCAAUCUAGGAGCAAUCUUCGGCCCGUUUCUGGCCGCUUUCAUGUCCGAAAGGGUCGGUCGGAAAAGGGCCCUCCUAUCAUUCUCCCUGCCGAUGAUCUUGUGUCAUUUGAUCAGUGCUUUUGCCAAUCGAGUGUACAUGUUUUUGGUGGCGAGGUUUUUGAUGGGUGUCGGAAUAGGGGGUGUUUAUUCGAUCGUUCCGAACUACGUGACAGAGAUUGGAGAGGAUAAGAAUCGCGGUCUACUCGGUUGUACCAUGUCCUUGAUGAUUGCUUUCGGUAACGUUUUUGUUUAUGCUGUUGGACCGUUUGUAAGUGUACAAUUGUUGAGCUUUUUAAAUUUAGUGCCGCUUGUUAUGUUCUUGGUGUGUUUUGGUGGUAGUGUACCAGAAACACCUCAGCAUCACAUCAAAACUAACAACAGAAAAAAAGCUGAAGACGUCUUAAGACUGUUUAGAUCCAAAAACUGUAAUCUCCAGGAAGAAUUUGCGAAGCUGGUGAAAUCUAUGGAAAUGGAAAACAGCAAGGGAAGUCUUAAAGACUUAUUAACAACCAAACCAAUCACAAGAGCCUUAAUAAUAGUUAUUGGACUGAUGGUCCUUCAGCAGUUUUCGGGUAUAAACGCAGUUUUAUGUUACAUGGAAACGAUUUUCGGAGCAUCUAAAAGUUCAUAUCCUCCUGAAUAUUCAGUAAUUUUUGUCGGAGUUGUGCAGUUAAUAACAACGGCUGUAACAACACAACUAGUGGAUAAAGUCGGAAGGAAGUUUCUCUUGUUGUUGUCAUCAAUAGGCUCUAGUUUGUCAUUGGUUUGUCUUAGUGUUUAUUUUUAUCUCAAUACCAAUAAUUAUAAUGUAGAAUCGAUUCUUUGGUUACCUCUAGUUAGCUUGAUAGUUUAUAUAAUAGUUUUUAACAGUGGUUUAAGCUGUAUUCCUUGGGCUAUUUUAGGAGAACUAUUUCCUUCUCAUGUUAAAUCUUUAUCUUCAUCAAUCACGUCUAUGGUUAAUUUAGUUUUAGCUUUUUGUAUUACAAUGUUUUUUCCACAUUUAGCUGAAAUUUUAGGCUUGGCUAGCACUUUCUUGCUUUGUGCAAGUUUCUGUGCCACCGGCGCUGUUUUUACGUUUGUUUUAGUACCCGAAACCAAAGGUAAAAGUUUGGAGGACAUACAAAAAAUACUAAGUGGUUGAGAUGAUGAAGAAAAAUAAAGUUCCUGGAAUUAACAUUUAUUUAUAUGUUAUUUAUUUUAAGUUUGUAAUUGACUAGACUUGUAUUUAUGUAACGUUUAUAAUAAAAUUUUGUACUUA
Molecule: messenger RNA, 1558 nt
Organism: Aethina tumida (small hive beetle)
Lineage: Eukaryota; Metazoa; Arthropoda; Insecta; Coleoptera; Nitidulidae
Product: facilitated trehalose transporter Tret1-like
Exons: 2
Coding region: 302-1441 (379 amino acids)
Biological process (GO): transmembrane transport
Cellular component (GO): membrane
Molecular function (GO): transmembrane transporter activity
Source: RefSeq, a predicted model, not a curated record